Messenger RNA from Phytophthora megakarya, 1644 nucleotides. The record is from the annotation of a GenBank genome assembly. Lineage: Eukaryota; Oomycota; Peronosporomycetes; Peronosporales; Peronosporaceae.
UUCCUUCACGUGAAGCGCGAAUGGAAUCAGAGUGCGGACCAGUUGGCUAGUGCAGCGCUGCAACGAGAAGAAGGCGAAAUAGUCACCUCAGCGGACGAUCGCCAGGACUUGAUCACCCUGAACCGACUGGGCGAAAUGCUGAAGCCAAAGUUGAUCGAGACAGUCGUCAGCGUAAACGCGAUCACGCGAGCUGCUGAGAGACAACGACGCACUCCGAAAGCGAUGGACGAAGCUAUCAUACAGCGCAUACGGUGUCAGAGGAUUAGGCAAGCUCAGGAUGAAGAGAAGUGGAUUGCUGAUCUGAAGAAGUACCUGGACGGGCAAGUGAAUGUCUUGACGGCAGAAGAGGCGAAAAUAUGCUCGAAGAUGGCCGCGUAUUACGAAGUGGACGACAACGGGCUACUCUUCUUUUGCCCCAAAACGCUGCAACGAGGCGAAGACCGCGACGGUGUCGUCAGGAUGGUGAUACCCGACAGCUUGCAGCGAGACUUCCUUCACCAUUAUCGUGCCAGUCUUGAAGGAGGCCAUCAUAGCGUCGGAAGGACGUACCGGAGGAUCCAAGCGAACUUUCACUGGCGUGGGCUGUAUCGCAGUGUACAACGUUAUGUGGGAGAAUGCACCGAUUGCGAAACCGGGAAGGGAAAGCCAACCGGUCAAGGAGAAUCACUAAUCACCAGGAAACAUCCAGGGAAACACCGAACUGCUGAUUUGGGCCGACUUGUUCACCGGUUACGUAAUAGCCAAGGCUGGUCCGUCGAGAGAGGCGCAGGCGAGGAAUGCGUCUUCCGUCGUUUCGGCGCAAGCGAAGUCAUCAGACAUGACCGGGAGCCUGGCUUUAUGUCGGACUUCUUCCGUGCCUUCAACCGGAUCGUAAAACUGAGACAGAGCGCGACGAUGGCUUACCGUCCACAAGGGAACGGCAAUGCCGAGCGAAUGACAUUUGCGUUGAAUACGGCACAUGAUCAAACUCUGACACGAGAUCCGAAGAUGUACGUCGCAGACGUCAACCAAAAAGACUGGGAUGACUAUGCAGAGCGGCUGACAUUUGCGUUGAAUACGGCACAUGAUCGAGUGAGGGGAGAAACGUCGUUCUUCUUAGUCCAUGGAUGGGACCCGCGGUCGACACUUGAAGCAGUUGUUUCGGUGGGAUCGACACGCCGCCGCGAUUGCGAUGCACGGAGAUGGAGGUACCACAUACAGGGUCAAUACCGCAGAGCCAGGGAAGCGGUUAAGUCUAGAGCUGACCAGCACAACGAUAACGUCAGACCACACCGGAUUGAGGAAGGCACACAGGUAUGGCUGUACCUGUAUCGCGUAAAGGAAGGCUACACCCGCAAGCUCGCACAUGUGGCAUGGACCGUUCCGCGUCACCGAGCUGAUCGGCAAUCACGCAGCUCGUCUCGAGACUGCAGGAUCAGGGUAUCGAAUCUUCCCGAUAGUACAUCUGUCGAAGCUGAAGCCAGUGCGAACGUUCCCCGAUCGGCCAAAGACGACGAUCGGGUACACUUCGACGAAGAACUGCUACCUGACGAUAGCUGGGACACUCCGUUGGACGAAGACGAAUUCGAGGUGGAAUGGAUCGCGGACGUACGGUCAGGGAGACGCACCCGAUAUGGGCGGGGACACCACACGAGGAAGGGGUGA